Molecule: messenger RNA, 3041 nt
Organism: Gastrolobium bilobum
Lineage: Eukaryota; Viridiplantae; Streptophyta; Magnoliopsida; Fabales; Fabaceae
Product: potassium transporter 8-like
Exons: 8
Coding region: 415-2742 (775 amino acids)
Biological process (GO): potassium ion transmembrane transport
Cellular component (GO): membrane
Molecular function (GO): potassium ion transmembrane transporter activity
Source: RefSeq, a predicted model, not a curated record
ACACACACAAAACACACACACCACCACCCACUUAUUAUUCUAUAAUCUCAUUCUCUCUCAAAGCUCCUACUCCAACAACACAACACCAUUCUCUAAACUAAUUGUUUUUGUGGUGUUCUGUGUUUUGUUCUUCUUUUGUCUGCAUUUGUCCCUCUAGAGUUGAGCCAUAUCCACAAAAUACACUCUUUUUAUGACAUAUAUAUUAAAAAACCAGCAAAAAGAAGGUGGGGGGAGAAGAAAAGCAAUAGGAGUUGUACUGUACAAUCACCAAAGCCACUUUUUGUGUCUUAAAUUUUGAGUUUUUUCAUUGACUUGUGUUUUGAACUGGGGGAGGGUGUUAAUUCAAUUCAAAAGGGGUCCCCUUUAAAAGGGUUGAAGAAAAAUGGCUUCUUUGUAGUUCUGAGAAAUCCCAUCAUGGAUCUUGAGUCUGUGAUCCACAAGAACACAAUUAAGGAGGAAUCAUGGAAGACAGUGUUGACUCUGGCUUAUCAGAGUUUGGGAGUUGUCUAUGGAGACUUGAGCACUUCCCCACUUUAUGUUUACAAAAGCACUUUUGCUGAGGAUAUUCAGCAUUCAGAGACCAAUGAAGAAAUCUAUGGGGUCUUAUCUUUUGUGUUCUGGACACUUACACUGAUUCCUCUUCUCAAGUAUGUGUUCAUUGUGCUUAGAGCUGAUGACAAUGGUGAAGGAGGGACUUUUGCUCUCUACUCCUUGCUAUGCCGCCAUGCCCGUGUUAGCUUGUUGCCUAACACUCAGGUAGCAGAUGAGAACUUAACUGAGUACACUAUUGAUGGAACAACACCUAUCAAUAAGAAAAAUGUUGGGUGGGGCUUUAAAUCAUUGUUGGAGAAACAUAGGGUGCUGCAAAGGGUGUUGCUUGUUCUGGCUUUGAUAGGGACUUGCAUGGUUAUUGGGGAUGGUGUGCUCACACCAGCAAUUUCUGUUUUUUCUGCUGUGUCAGGCUUGGAGCUUUCAAUGUCUAAAGAGCAGCACCGAUAUGUUGAGGUUCCAGUUGCUUGUGUAAUACUGGUGUUUUUGUUUGCGCUUCAACAUUAUGGCACCCACCGCGUGGGAUGUCUUUUUGCUCCUGUUGUGUUGACCUGGCUACUAUGCAUCAGUGCUAUUGGUGUUUAUAAUAUCUUCCAUUGGAAUCCACAUGUUUAUCAAGCUCUCUCCCCAUACUACAUGUUCAAAUUUCUGAAAAAGACCCAAAAGAGAGGGUGGAUGUCCUUGGGUGGGAUUCUAUUGUGUAUAACAGGUUCAGAAGCUAUGUUUGCUGAUUUAGGACACUUUUCACAAUUGUCAAUUAAGAUUGCUUUCACCUUUUUGGUAUAUCCUUCUUUAAUCCUAGCGUAUAUGGGACAAGCUGCGUAUCUUUCCAAGCAUCAUUCCCUUGAAAGUGACUAUCGAAUCGGGUUCUAUGUAUCUGUGCCUGUAAAACUUCGAUGGCCUGUUCUUGCAAUAGCCAUACUUCAAGCUGUGGUUGGAAGCCAAGCUGUUAUCACAGGGACUUUCUCAAUAAUCAAACAAUGUUCUGCUUUGGGAUGCUUCCCCAAAGUCAAAAUCAUUCAUACAUCAUCUAAGAUACAUGGACAGAUUUACAUUCCUGAGAUCAACUGGAGUUUGAUGCUACUUUGCCUGGCUAUUACAGUUGGAUUCAGAGAUACUAAACGCAUGGGAAAUGCAGCAGGUUUGGCUGUCAUAACUGUCAUGCUGGUGACCACUUGCUUAAUGUCUCUAGUUAUAGUCUUAUGCUGGCACAAAAGCGUCUUGCUAGCUAUUUGCUUCAUAUUGUUCUUUGGCUCCAUUGAAGCACUCUACUUCUCUGCAUCCCUCAUAAAGUUCCUUGAAGGGGCUUGGGUCCCCAUUGCCCUAUCCCUUAUCUUUCUUCUUGUCAUGUAUGUGUGGCACUAUGGAACACUUAAGAAGUAUGAGUUUGAUGUUGAAAAUAAGGUCCCCAUCAACUGGCUCCUCAGUUUGGGCCCCACUCUAGGAAUUGUCAGGGUUAAGGGAAUUGGCCUCAUACAUACUGAGCUUGUAUCUGGGAUCCCAGCUAUCUUCUCUCACUUUGUUACCAACCUACCAGCUUUCCAUCAAGUUGUAAUCUUCCUGUGCGUCAAAUCUGUCCCAGUGCCACAUGUCAGACCUGAAGAAAGGUUCUUAGUUGGUAGAGUUGGUCCGAAGGAAUAUAGGCUAUAUAGGUGCAUAGCGCGAUAUGGCUACCGCGAUAUUCACAAGGAUGACAUUGAGUUCGAGAAAGAUCUUAUUUGCAGCGUAGCAGAAUUUAUCAGGUCAGAUACUUCUGAGUAUGGCUUAGGAUUUGGGAGUUUUGAAGAUGAUACAAAGAUGACAGUUGUUGGGACUUCAGCAUCAAACUUAGAGGGUGUGAGGAUGUCUGAAGAUGAUCAAGAUAAUUCUCAGAUGGAAGGCACUUCAGAGUUGAUGGAGGUUAAGUCUCCCGAGAGAGUGAAGAAGCGAGUGCGGUUUGUCGUGCCAGACAGUCCACAGAUUGAUUUGGAUGCAAGGGAGGAGUUGCUUGAGCUAAUGGAAGCAAAGGAGGCAGGAAUGGCAUUUAUAAUGAGUCACUCAUAUGUGAGAGCAAAAAGAGGAUCAAGCUGGAUAAAGAAAGUUGUAAUCAAUUAUGGGUAUGAUUUCUUAAGGAGAAACUCUAGAGGACCAACUUAUGCUUUGAGUAUACCUCAUGUAUCUACCUUAGAGGUGGGCAUGAUCUAUCAUGUCUGAGUUUUGGCCAGUAGUUUUCUAGUUUAGUUUUGUAACUAGUGAUCUUCUUUGUUAGAUCAACCUUAUACAUGUGAUAAAUGGUGGCAUUUUGUACAGUGACCCUCCAAGUUUCCUGACAAGUAAAGUGCUGCCAACCUAUGGUUCUUACCUUUUAUUUUGUAUCUUCUUGGUACAUAAAUAAACUGUCUGGAUAUCUUAGCUCUUCUAGUCCUAGCAUGAAUCUGAAAUGUAGAUCAAGUUCCAAGUUGUCAACAGAUACUGUAUGUAGUGACUAGUGAAUCUUUUGAAUGAAAAAUCAA